Zerene cesonia (dogface butterfly) is the source of this 1287-nucleotide messenger RNA. It is a transcript of the gene Sap30, whose product is annotated as histone deacetylase complex subunit SAP30 homolog. Gene Ontology annotation, cellular component: histone deacetylase complex. The transcript is spliced from 3 exons. Gene Ontology annotation, biological process: regulation of DNA-templated transcription. Gene Ontology annotation, molecular function: protein binding; transcription coregulator activity. The record is from RefSeq and is a predicted model, not a curated record. Bases 444 to 986 code for a protein of 180 amino acids. Lineage: Eukaryota; Metazoa; Arthropoda; Insecta; Lepidoptera; Pieridae.
UUUUUGAGGUGACGGGACGUUUCGACUUUCGUAUACUUAAACUGUGGUCGGUGCGAAACAUCCAUUUUGUGGUAUUUAAUUGAAAUAAAACACGAUUUUCGAAGGUUUAGGAGUGAGAAUUAUGACCAAGUGCAGUUAUUACUUUAAAAAACAAACGUAUAGUGUUAUAUAUUACUUUUAUUUUGAACUUAAAUGGAGCUAUGGACAUUCCAUUAUUCUCGUAAAAGUGCAGUGACAAACUAAAUUUUGACUUGAACAUCAGAACGCGGUUGCAAUUUUUAUUACCGACACUGUUUCUGUAUGAUAUUUAGUGAAUUAUUUAAUAAAAAUGUUUUGUGUUAUUGCGUCUCAUAACCUCAAUCAGGAGGUUUUGUGAAUACGUAGAUUUUUACUUUAUAUUGUCGUGAAGAGUUUAUCUUAACCGUUUUAUUAACCUGUUAUAUAUGAUUCAACGGGAAUAUCAAAUGAACAACGGGUUUAGUACAGGAGAAGAAGAUUCUAGAGGUAAUUCCGACCAAAUAUGUUGCCUUGUGGAUGACAGCGACCGAUGUAGGCGACUUGCUGGCAACGCGUCAUAUAGCAAGCGUAUACAGAAGACUGUAGCACAAAAGAGGCUCAAGCUCAACAUUGACCACCAGGCGAGACACACAUAUAUCUGUGAUUAUCAUAAAACAAUGAUCCAGUGUGCAAGAACAAAACAGAGGAGAAACAAAGACUCAGAAGAUGACAGUAAUGAGGCUGAGAUUGACUCACCUGAAGUAGACUGGUUUCAAUUGCAAGUGAAUACAUUAAGAAGGUAUAAAAAACAUUACAAGGUGCCAACAAGGCCAGGACUGAAUAAGGCACAGCUUGCAGAUGCCAUUCAAAAGCACUUCAAGUCCCUUCCAGUCAAUGAAAAGGAGAUUGUGACAUAUUUUAUUUAUAUGGUGAAAACAAAUGGUAACAAGUUAGACCAUAAGAAUGGCAUCAACUCAGACUCAGUGUAAUUUUAAGUGACUAUUUAUGAAUUGUAGGAUUAGUUUAGAUUUACUGAACUAGGAAAUUUCUCUUUUUAAUUUUUCAAUCUACAUUUAAUGUGCUCACAAUGUUGUAAAUAAGUUGUCUACCAAAUAUGCUAUGAAUUUUGGUUGUAUUAUAAUAAUUUUUUUAUUUUAUAUUUUUAUUAUUAAAUUGUCUAGACCAAUAAAACCUUGUUAAUGUAAUCUACAAUACAAGUUGUGUAUAAACAUACCAUAUUUCUAUUUCUGAAAAUGUAUUCAGUCAUUGUCUUUCUAUUUAUCAAUGAAU